AUGCCUCUGAGGAAUCUGACUUACAAUCAGGGACAAGAUCUGAGCAGUAGCAGUAAUGAUGGAUUGAGAUCGGAAGCUUCCACGCCGUCUGAUGAAGAUCGUAAUGAUUCGCAUUCCUAUUCGGAUCAGAAUCCUUUCUUAGCCAGUGAGGAGAAAGAGGCUGAUAGACAUAGAGGGCGUGCGAUUAUUGAUUCAUCUUCUUCUUCCUCAAUCCAAUAUGGGAAUCGUGAAAAUAGUGAAUCUUCGCUGAUUCCAGGGAAUACAGGACAAAAUAUGAACCAACGCACAUCAGACUACAAAGGUUAUUACUCUCGAGCAGGUCGUGGAUCAGUUGAUGGUGCUGCGGCAGCAUCACGUGAUAAUUCAAGGUUAGGACCAUCUAAAGCUUUACCUUCUUCGACCUCGUUGAAUACUGGCCUUUCGGCUAACGAUAUCAUGUCACCUCCGGAAUACGACAGGUAUCCUUUGGUUAGCUCGAGAGUUACUUCUAUGGCUCAAAUGCACAACGCGGCACAUGCGCAGGCUCCACCGGUAUCGGCAUCGUCUUCUACUGGGAACGUUUCGAAUUCGUCAAUAUCUUCUAACCCAUUCCUUGGUGAGCAGGAUUUUUCGCCAUUUGGUGGGUAUCCAGCUACUUCUUUCCCACUUUUGAUGGACGAGAAGGAAGAGGAUGAUUAUUUGCACAAUCCAGACCCGGAGGAAGAGGCUCGUUUGGACAGAAGGAGGUUUGUUGAUGAUUUCAAACACAUGAGCAAAAGAUCCGCCGGUGGGUUGAUUGGUAUAUUAGUAGUUUUCCUCGGUGCUAUGGCCGUCUUUAUUAUCCUGCCAGCAUUGACUUUCACAGGUGCUACUCACCAUACCAAGCCUGAAGUGGUUGAAUUUUUGACAGAAUACGAGUAUCCACAAUUAUCGGCCAUUAGAACUAAUUUGGUUGAUCCAAAUACUCCUUCAACUGCUAUGUCAAGACAGGCUAUGGAUGGUUCAUACUGGCAACUGACUUUCUCCGAUGAGUUUAACGAAGUUGGUAGAACUUUUUACGAUGGUGACGACCAGUUUUGGACUGCUCCUGAUUUUCAUUACGCGGCUACACAUGACUUGGAGUGGUAUACACCAGAUGCUGUUACGACGAGCAAUGGUACCUUACAGUUGAGAAUGGACGCAUUCAAGAACCAUGAUUUAUAUUACCGUUCUGGUAUGGUGCAAAGUUGGAAUAAGCUCUGUUUCAGCCAGGGUAUUCUCGAAAUCUCAGCCAAUCUGCCCAACUAUGGUCGUGUCACUGGUCUGUGGCCCGGUAUGUGGACCCUUGGUAACUUGGCUCGUCCAGGUUACAUGGCUACUUCCGAAGGUGUCUGGCCUUAUUCGUAUGAUUCGUGUGAUGCCGGUAUUACACCAAAUCAAAGUUCUCCUGACGGUAUAUCGUAUCUGCCGGGUCAAAAGUUGUGUGUCUGUACUUGUGAUGGUGAGGAUCAUCCAAAUCAAGGUGUGGGAAGAGGUGCACCAGAAAUUGAUGUGAUCGAAGCUGAGGCUGAUACAACUUUGGGUACUGGUGUUGCUUCUCAGUCAUAUCAGGUUGCACCUUUCGAUAUUUGGUACAUUCCUGAUUACGAUUUUGUCGAAAUUUACAAUUUCACUACUACGUCGAUGAAUACUUACUGUGGAGGUCCUUUCCAACAAGCUGUCUCUGCUAUCACAACUUUGAAUACUUCGUGGUACCAAUUCGGACCUGAUGCAGGUAGAUUUCAGAAAUACUCUUACGAGUUUUUGAGCGAUGAUGAUGAUGGUUACAUUCGUUGGUUCGUCGGUGACGUACCCACUUACACUUUGUACGCAAAGGCUCUACAUCCAAAUGGUAACAUUAAUUGGAGAAGAAUUUCUAAAGAGCCAAUGUCUAUCAUUAUGAAUAUGGGUAUUUCCAACAACUGGGCCUACAUCGAUUGGCAAUUCAUCUUUUUCCCUGUGACCAUGUCCAUUGAUUACGUGAGAAUUUAUCAACCAAAUGAUUCGGUGCAAAUGAGCUGUGAUCCACCAACUCAUCCAACCUACGAUUAUAUCGAAGCGCAUAAAAACGCUUACACAAACCCCAACUAUACAUCCUGGGAAGCGGCAGGUUACUCCUUCCCAAAGAAUAUUCUAACCGGUAACUGUAAAAGUUCCAAGUUCAAGCUCUCAAGCUAA
This is a messenger RNA of Torulaspora delbrueckii, 2175 nucleotides long. It is a transcript of the gene KRE6, whose product is annotated as beta-glucan synthesis-associated protein KRE6. Lineage: Eukaryota; Fungi; Ascomycota; Saccharomycetes; Saccharomycetales; Saccharomycetaceae. The transcript has a single exon. Gene Ontology annotation, molecular function: glucosidase activity. Gene Ontology annotation, cellular component: endoplasmic reticulum membrane; plasma membrane. Bases 1 to 2175 code for a protein of 724 amino acids. Gene Ontology annotation, biological process: fungal-type cell wall organization; (1->6)-beta-D-glucan biosynthetic process. The record is from RefSeq and is a predicted model, not a curated record.